Molecule: messenger RNA, 11618 nt
Organism: Drosophila erecta
Lineage: Eukaryota; Metazoa; Arthropoda; Insecta; Diptera; Drosophilidae
Product: titin
Exons: 7
Coding region: 522-11291 (3589 amino acids)
Molecular function (GO): protein binding
Source: RefSeq, a predicted model, not a curated record
CUGUUGUGCAGCACUGCCAAAGGGGUUGUGCUUGCUGGGCUGCACUACGUUUCUGUUGAACUAAAAUUAAACCCGUAUUCUCUAGUGACAAAGUGAUAAAUUACAAUGUCUUUAAUACAUAUUUCUUUUCACUUCUGUAAAGUAACCAUCAUUAAUAAGCUCUUUUUAAAUAAGUUUACACUUUUACUUUAAGUAAGUUGUCAGUUCCCGCGCUCCAGAUUCAAACGUAACGCAUAAGCCGGCGCAUUCAAAGCGAGUUGGCAUGGCUUGCGCGUCCAUUGCAAAAAAAAAUUCCUGCACAGAGUUUUCGCUACAAUUAACUUUGGGAAGCUCGUAAUGUAGGCUGAACAAACAGUGUUUGGUGGUGGUAAAGUGUUAGAGAAAUCUUAGAAAAGUUUGUGGGUGCUGUGGUACGUGUAUUUGCAGUGUCAUAUAUUUCCAAUACCUGCGGCUUGUCAAAGUGUUCGCUUCGGUAUUCGUUUUCCCCGCACCCAAGCCGCAUUUGCGACGCCGCUUGGAAAAUGUCGCUGGAUGGCGCCAGGUUGCGCUACGAGGACGAAAAUGGUGGAACCGUGGUUCUGGCAGCCAAGGGGCGCACCUUCCAGGUGGGCUCCUACUACAAUUGCGACCUCAUCCUGGAGGGGCCGGAGGAGGAGCGCCUAAUAUGCGAGAUAAAAUGCGACGCCUUCGGCAGGGUCAUCAUAUACAACAAGUCCAGCGGAGACCUCAUUCAUCUCAACGACGCGGCCAUCCAUGCUGCAGGCAAACGUCCUUUGCUACACGGUGGCAAGAUUACCAUUCGAGACAAGGUCUACACCUGGGAGUUCCCCAAGUCCUCCGAGGUACAGGAUGCGCCAUGCACCCCGGAGCGCAUGGUGCCCAACGAACAGGCCUCCAACUCCUGCCCUUCAUUGAAGCAAUCGCAUCGUCUACAAGCCGAAAAACGCCUGACAGUUCACAAUUUUCACUAUAGCAUUAAUUCGGACGACGAAGGAAAUACUUCUAUAGAGUCUCGUGAUCAGAGUGGAACCCACUUGGAUGAGGACUGCCUAAAUGAAUCCAUUCCACCCAGUACAGAGAAGACACCUUGCGAGUCCCCCAAAGUAAAUCUUCUGGAGGCUACGCAGAAUAAGGAGAACACCGCAACGCCACCAAGUAGCCAUCAGAAGCUACUUAAGCUAUGCGCCAUCUCCGACGUGGUGAUCACCUCUUUCUCGCCGCGCGAGACCGGCGUUAAGAUCGAGAAAUCUUUUACAUGUGUGCGAAAACCGGGCUACACCACGACGUCUUUGGCUGUUUCCACGCCCAAGAGCGUAUACAGCACCCCCAAGGGCAGUGUGCUCUCGGAACUGAACGAAGACAGUUGCAGCCGAGAUCUGAUGGACUUCAACACGCCAUCUACCUCAAAGAAAACCAAGCGGGAGUCGUCCAUGUUUCUAAUCGACCUGACCACCCCAUCAAAGCUACGACAAACACCCAAACAGACGCCUGCAUUUAAACACAUACCCAAACAGACGCCCAUCAGUGUAGACAGCACCGACGAAUCAUCAGAUGCCUCCCCGUUUGUUAUUGACAUUACUAACUCUGAUACACCGCCAUCACCAAGUCCAUCGCACCGGUAUAAAACUCCGCAGCGUCAGGCUGGCAUCACAGGUGGCACACCCAAAAGAACGCCCCAGUCCCUGAUUAAACGGGCGCUGCUUACCAGCACUAAGAAGCAGAUCGCCGCCAACCAGCCAGAUAAGACCACCCCCAUAGUCACCCCUAAGCGGCCUUCUCUUCUCGAGGCUCGACGCCACUGCCUGACUACGCCUCGGCGUUUGCCAUUCCAUCCACAGCGGCGCACACCAGUCCAGCGAGAAGGACAGGCGAGAAGUAACCCACCCAAGUCCUCUCCACGCAAUCGGAUAUCCCUAAUGGAAUCUCCCAGGGAGAACAAGGUCUCACAGCUCAGAAAGACGUUUGCGGCGGCCAAGCGUAGUCCCGGCGUUGACAAAAGCAACAAGCUCGUAGCCAAGGCACGUCGUUCGCUUAACUCGCCGAAAGGCGGUUCCCCUAGGCCUGGAUCAUCCAAGCCGUCAUCGCCAUGUUCAAGAAAACCGAUCGAUGGGUCCCAGAUCAACAGCUCCACUCCGGAAAAACCUGAUGAUUCAAAGGACGAGCUGAGCCGCACGUUCACUAUAAUGGAUGAUUCCCAAGGAAAGGAUCAGAGUGGGGCAGUGUUGGCAAUCGAAGCCGUGACUGCUCUUAUAACUGAAGAAGAAGAUGAUGUAACAGGAGCAUUUCAGCUGAGUUCGCUGAUUGAUAAGGGUUUUCCGUCAGUGAGCUCAAAGGAUCCUUUACCUAUCCAAGAUCCAGUUGAAUUAAUCGAGCCAGAAAACGACGCGGAAGGCAAGAUAAAAUCUUCACAGCAAUAUGUGAGUCCUAAGCCAGAUGGGGUCAUAAUCGAAGAGAAUAAACGUGAACUAAAGUCUAUUGUCAAAAAAAAGGAAUUAGAAAGUGGCACAAAACAAGAGAAUUGUAAACAAAAAGAUUCUGAUCUUCAAGAUGAGCAAGAAAUCAUAACAUCGUCCAUUCCAGUCGAGAGACAACUUGAGGAUGCUGUUAUUGAGGAUAACAUUUGCGAAGAGGUUCAUGCGAAUAUUCCUCAACUAACUCAAAAUGCUGAUUCUGAGAAAAUAAUCGAGGAAAAUAUUUGCGAAGAGCUGCCAUUUGAGAAUAGAUCGACUGGUAUUUCAAAUUUAAUUGGAGAGACAUCUCAAAAAAUGGACGAACGUACUCCAAAUGCAGAUACCCCCAUGGUUCGUAGAAGCUUGCGCCGACUUUCUGUUGAACAGAGGGCAGCGGCCACAACGCCACAGAGAAGCACUCGGCGAUCCUCGUUGGAAUCCCGCAGUAAGGUGUUACCGGAGAAGGACAACAAGCGUUCACGCCGUGCUUCAUGUUCAGCGAUGAACAGUCAAGACGUGGUAACUCCCCGGCGCAAGCGUCGAUUUACGCAAGAAAUGGCCACACCAACGCGCCAAUCGAUGCGUCUUUUGAAAACACCAAAGGGGGCACUUCAGGUGGAUGAAUCUGUUGGCGACAUGGGAGUCAUAUUGGAAGAAGUUGGUCCCGAAGAUGAUAAUAAGUCUGCUGCCGCUGACGACGAAAAUUAUGGCAACGAACUGCCAGUUGAUGAUAUCGACAAGGUAGACUACCACGGACUAAGAGAUUUAUUGAAAACACCAAAAAGCUGCAGCACACCUCGCUUUAAAGGGCUGAGAGAAAUGAUGCAAACGCCGAAAAUUCCUGCCUCACCAAUUUUAGGAAACAUGGCAGAACUAUUAGAAACCUCUGUUGGUAGGACACCUUACCACGAGAGGAGGAGCACUGCAGUAGCUCGCAUGGAGCAAGGAAAGCCACUAGACAAUGUUCUGAAGACGCCCAGCGCCAGGAAUAUCAUGGUGCCAAAUGAACCAGCUAGCGCAGUGUUAAAGUCUCGCGAGGAUUCCUUGGGGGCAACCACAGAAUACGAUUUGAACAUGACGAACAACACAUUGCAUUUGGACAAGAUUUUCGAUGACGUACCCGAAACGACUGGGGCCCAUAUGGAAGACACGGAAACGGAGAUAAAUGUGACAGCGAUCAGCACAGCGACAGGAGUUGAUCCUUUGGGUUCGUCAAAUAGGAAUGAAACCGUGACAUCAGAGGCGCUAAUGAGUGUCGGUCAGACAGCCACAACGAGCGCUUCCCUAAAGGAUCCUCUGACCAGCACCACUUACAAAGCUACCAUGCAAGCCAAUCCCAAUCUUAGCGCCUUUGCAGAAUGUGGCUCCAGGUCUUUUUCGCCCAAUCCGAACGAAAUGAGUGGAAUUCAGUUGUUAGACCAGACGUCGGACUCAAUUUUCUCCGAGGCGCUAGUAGUAUCGGGCGUGGAGUCGUGCGAAGUCACUGUGGAUGAGACGAGGCCUUUAGGCCAGACCAAACCACCUACUGAUAACAUUGAGGAUCGCUCAGAUACAGACUCAAAUGUUGGCCUUACUGAGCCCCUGGUAUUAAGUGAUGAUGAGGAGCCAAAGGAAUCGGAAGCAACUCCCAAAAAAACUGACAGUGUUCAGGAACCCUCUAUAGUCUACAAGCUUGAAGAAUCUGUCAAUCUGGAGGAAAACAAAACUGGCAAUGAACACGAUGCGGGUACUAUUAGUGAAAUUUCACUGAUUGAAGUGGAAGAUACCACAAUUGAGGAAGGUACUUGCGACCAAUAUCUCGAAGGUGACAAACUCCAAGAAAAGAAAACUCUAGAUAUGGAAUCAGCUAAUUCUGAGAAUACGGAAUCACCCCUUGAUGAAUGUAUUGAAUCUGCAGUGGUAGAAUUGUCGAUCCUAGAGUCAGAGGUAUUUCCGUUAGAAACAACCGCGGAUAGUUCGAUCAAUUCAACUUAUGUUCUUAACAGCAGUCUGGAAAAAACUAUACCUGACCAUGAUCUUAAACAAGAUUGCGAGUCCACAAACGAUGCCCAAGUAACUGCAAUUACUGCUGAAAAAUCUACCACUAACUUAGAUCUAUCAGUUGUCAAAGUAUCACCUUCUAAUGACUGUGAGGUGAAUAUUGAUGAUCCACCAAUGGAAAUAUCGCCUAAAGAACUUGAAGAAGAGAAAAAAUCUGGUGUUGAGCACACCGACGAUGAGACCUCAAAACCACCUGUUGAGCGCUCUGAAGAACUUUCCGAAGAAAGCAAAACAGAUAAGGUUUCGACUGCUGCAGAAUCUGAUAAACCAGUUACAGAAACUUUGCCCACCCAAAAAGAUACCCAAACACCAGCAGAAUCUAAGCAAACAUUCACUGAAUCACAUUCCGAUGAACUUGUACAAGAAACCAACCCUAAUGAGGUUUCCAUUGAUGGUGAAGUCAUUCAACCAGCCAUUGAUACUUUGCCUUUCGUGGAACAAGAGCAAGAACCUGAUGUUUCCACCGAUGCAGAAUGUAAUCAACAUUGCAUUAAAAGUUCGCUUCUCAACGAACUUUCAGAGAAAAAUCAAACUGAUGAGGUACACUCUUUAGUUAAUACUGAACAAGAAGUUAAACCACAUCCCGUCAAAGAGGUUUCAAAAGAAACCAAAAGUGAUGCUCCUAUCCAAGCUGUCAUCGAAACAUAUCUUAUCGAGGAACUUCAAGAAGAAGUUAAACCUGAUGAAGCGCCGACUGUAAGUGACAGUCCUAUUAAACCAUUCAUUGAAUCGAAAGCUGAUAAUAAUACCAUUAAACCAAUAAUCGAAACUUCACCAGAAAGAGCACCUCCAGAAGAAGAAUGUCCUGAUGAAGUGCCUUCUGUUAGUGAAAAUGAUGAAGCUGCCGAAAAAUUGUCUGUGGACAACCCUAUCGAUGAAACGAGUAAACCAACCAUCGAAGUGCCUGAUUUAAGUGAAACUGAUCAACUAAUCAUUGAAAAAUCACCAGCCGAAGAACUGCCUGUGAAAGCGAAACCUGAUGAAACUAUUCAGCCAAUCAUCGAAACAUCACCCGGCGAUGAGGACCAAAUAGAAGCAAGUCCUGAAGAGGUUUCAUGUGCUAGUGAAAUGGAUAAUGUAGUUGUGGAAACUUAUCCUCAAACAGAUGAGCUAAUUCCUCCGGAUGAAAUUAGAGUCUGCGGACCGGUAGACAUGUGUGAUACUAGCAUCCGUAAAACCAUGGAUGAGGUCUCUGAUAUUGAUCGAGUUAAAAUUCAGGAUCACAGUACUCAAAACUUAUCUUUAAAUUCAUCCUCUGACGUUCCAUGCGUAAGUAAAGCGGAAGAAUCUUUAAACAAUUCCACUGCAGCAUUUGAGAUCAAACAUUCUGAAGAUGUAGUGCAUGCGAAGACUUCUAUAGACGCAGAUAUUUCCGAGAAAAUUAAAGAAAGGGAAAAAGUGGCAACAGUGCCUAAUGACGUCGGUUAUGCUAAUCAAUCUGCUAUAGAGUGCGAACUUGCUAAUGUAAUCUCAUCGGACGGCGAUGCUAGCAAAGCUUUUUCAAUAGAUACAGACGAAUUAGAACUAUCAACCAAUUCAUCUAAAAUUCCGCAAAGCUGCACACAGGAUUCUCCCAAGACUUCUCUCUGUGUGACGUCAACAUCACAGGAUGAAAGCGCUCAAAAUGAUGAACUGGAUGAAAACGAUCACGUUGAAGAACACGUCGCAUUGGAGGUAUCAUCAAAUGAAAAUAUGGCUACUGACAAAGAGAGCGCUGAGAAAUUAAAAAAAAACAUACCUGACGAUGUCUUGAGCGUAGUUGAACAAACUUCAUCUCCAACAGAUCAGAAUAAAGAGGUUUCUCUUGUGGUGGAACCCGAAGCUGUUGUUGCAGAGGAAUCCGAAGCUGUUGUUGCAGAGGAAUCUGAAGUUGUUGUUGCAGGGGAAUCUGAAGCUGUUGUUGCAGAGGAAUCUAAGGAAUGCCAAGUUAAUAGGGCUUCUAAAACAGAGGUGAUUCAUUUAGAUGCCUCCACCAUUGUUGAGCUAGAUACACUAGAUGAAAUUACAUCAGUUGGAGAGGAUUUAGAUCAAUCCACAGAAAUUUCUAUGACUGUAGAAUUAUCUGAUGUCGACAAAAUAAAAGAAGUUGACACGAUGGACAAAGACGCUUCCACUGAAUGUACUUCUAAAAAGCAUUCUAAUCAAGAGGGCAAUGAUGAUGAAGUUAUUAUAUUGGAUACCUCAAGCUUAGAUGAAACACAGACAGAUAUGGAGAUUGACAGAAAGGAAGCAGAGAAAUGUAAUCAAAACCAAUCUGACGGAGAGGUGAUUUCGUUAGAUACGUCAAGCAUUGUUGAGCAAUGUCCACCUAAUGCAGAUUCGUUAAUUCAAGAUCCAAUCGAUGAUACUAUUCCAGAGGGUAUCUUAAUACAAGCCAAUGAUGCAAAAGAAUGUGUGUCUGAAGAGUCAUCUAACCUAAACGGAGUCGAAAAUAAGGUUAUUCAGUUGGAUUCCUCGAGUAUAGUUCAACAGUCUGUAUGCGAUGCAAGUUCUCUUGGUGAGGAUUCUGUCACUGAACCAGCAAAUAAUAUUUCUAUUACAGCUGAAACGUCCGCCGAAAAAGAAAUCUGCCCUAAGAUUUUAAGUUUAAAUACUGCACCAUCUUCACCACACCAUUUGGAGUCACAAAAAAGUGAGCUACAAAUAAAUCAGAUGGAACACCCCCCAGGGGAUACCACAUCUGCAUCAGCAAUAAGACAAAAACCAAGCCCCAAUGGCGAACUUCUUAAUGUUGCUAUUUCAAAAAUGGAAGACAAGCCUAAGGACGUGUCUUAUGCAAUGGCAGAUGCAAAAGAAGCUCCAACUGAAGGAGAGGAUGCUGUAAUGCAAGAAAGUGGCAUUUUGAUAACGUCAUCACAGACGGAUGAAUUAGACCUGCAUAAAUCGCUUUCUCAAACCGAGAACGUAUUGAGCGAGGAUGUUCAAAGUGCUGAAGAUGGCGACGAAGUAGAAGAGGUUGAAAUUGUUGUUCGCGCUGCAGAACAGCAGGCACAGCCUGGUGACCCAGCUAAUUCAAGCUCUAUAGGCCAGGGACUAGAAUCAAGGGCUGUCGAAGCCACUUUCGUUAUACCUCACGAAGAUCCCGCUGCCGUUGAGCAAAUAGAAUCUAUUACUUCUUCUGCUGCACUUUUAGCAACGGAGCCACAAGUUGUGGUCACUAUUGAAGAAUUUGCCGCCGUCAAAAAAACAAGUGAUGGUGAAGACGCUACGAAUAAUUUGCAAGAAGGCAAUAUACCCAUCGAACCAGAUACUAUUCAAGAACAAGAAGUCGGAACUCAUACCGCACCAGUAUUUGAAGAUAUAUCUGCCCUAGCAAAAACAGAGUCCACUUCUGCAGGGGGCUCUGAUCAGGAAGUGUUAGCCUUUAAAGAUGAUUCUGGGCUCAUGCAGCCCAAUGCUGAGGAUAAACCAUCUGCGGAGCCUAUCCACAGUACUUCAACAGAUUCGAAAAGUAAAGAGCGACCCGAUGUUAUAGAUAAUGAAGUAGAGAUCCCUACUUCCGAACCAACAAUAUCCCCCGAGCAAGCGGAGAUGUCCCUAAAGCCUUCAAAUCAGGAAGAAAAUUCACCGCAUGAAGAAGAAUCUAAGCCUGAAAGGAGAGUGACUAGGAAGGGAUCGGCUUCCGCUGAUAGAGCUCCUGACCUCGAGCGUCCGAAGAGAGUGGCGAGAAAACCGUCUGCUGAAGCUUUGGAAAUAGAAGACCGUCCAAGGGAUGCUAAGGAAGAUGGUGAUCUCAGCAUUAAAUCUAGGGGUCGAGCUAGAAAACCGUCAUCGGAUGUAAAUGAGGACAAAACGGAAGGUAUUAUAGAGAAAAGAAGAGGACGAAUACGUACUCCAUCAGUAGAAGUUCCUGAAGCUACAGCAAAUGUCGAACCGAAAGAAAACGAAGACGACCUUAAAUCUGAAGAAGCCCUUCAACCUAUCCUAGAAGAAGAACCAGAGCCAGAAGUUGAGGAAAGGAUCGAGUCAAAUAAAGAACUCGAGAUCAUUAUAGACAAACCCAAAAAACGAUUACGGAAGGCAUCUUCGAAGGAAUCGGAUACUCUAUUGGAUAAUAUAGAAGAGGUUAAUUCGGAUCUGGAUGUUGUUAACGAAGCUGGAAGAACUCGUUCGAAUAAUACCGAGCAAGGAGAUGGUAAAAAGCAUUUUGUUUUGACAGCUAAGUCAGAGGUGGAAGCCGAUUUAGAAGGUGAGAGGGAUGGGCAGGAUACCAACCAGAAACAUACCACUAAGGAGCGACCCAAAAGACACAGGAGAAAUGCAUCUGCUAAUGAAACGGACACCGCAUCCGAGAGAACAGAAAAUGCUGAAGAUCAUUUGGAGGCCAUUAAUGAAGAUGGAAUCAAGAUCAAUACAGAGCUGGAGCCUCAAGUGUCUAUGACAGUUUUGUCAAAUACAAGCAAUGAAGGAGAGAAACUAAAAACAGAAGUUAUAGAAGAUGAAGAGCUAAAGCCAAAACGCCGAGUGCGGAAGGCAUCUGCAAAAGAAACGAACACGAAGACGACACGACAAAAGACUGAAGAUAUUUUAGCAGCAGUAAUAGAAGUGGAAUCUUCACUGUCCAGUAAAAACAAUUCGAGUCUCUCGGAACCAAAGGGGCAACAAGUGCCUGCACCAGAGCCAGAUCCAGAUAAUGUGCCAAAUGUCUCAUCGGAAAACAAGGUGCGUCAGGAAUCAACGGAGGACAUAAGCAACGUUCCAGACAAACGGCAUAAACUUGAAAGCCUGCAUUCUAUUGAAAAGCAGGACGAUGUGUCUAAGGAAACAGCUAAAACUCGCCCGGAGAGACCAAAGCGAAGAGCUCGUAAGCCUUCAGACGAUAUAGUAGAAUCCAGCGCACCAAAUGAUGCACACAAUCCCGAAAUGGAGAAGGCUUUGGCUUACGUCCAAGAGGAUCACACAAAUCUAGCUGAUCAAGAUAUACCGAAAAAACGAGCGCGAAAGUCAGCUGAACUUAAGCUUGCAAAUGUAGAGGAGCAUGCCAAGGAACAUCACGUAGAAAGACCAAAGCGUAAGGUACGCAAGCCUUCUGUAGACAUUGAUCAUGUCACCCAAGAUGUUUUGGAAAAACCGAAACGGAGGGGUAAAACGCCAGCAGAGCAUGAAACUCACCCUCUGGGCGAUAAAAAGCAGGAGCCAUCUGUGCCAGUUGUCGAGCCUGCGAAAAAAACCAGGCGCAAUGCACGCAAAGCUUCUGCCGAAACUGUUGAAGCUCUUGCAAAUAGCGGGGAAGAUCAUCUUAAGCAAAUCGACAAGGCAACCGAACCAGUCACAGAAUCAGAACCGGCAUCAUCUGAACCAAUUCCAAAGGAGGGCGAGGAGCCCAAGACCAGGCGUCGCGGUCGUAAGCCAACUGUGGAGACGGAUGAGGGGCCGAUCAAAACCACACCAACAGAGGAACCAGUUGCGCUUCCUCCUCAUUCACGCAGACGUGGACGGAAAGCCACCGAGGAUGAAGCCUUAACAACUGCAGAUCUGACUGAGCCGAAAACAAAGCUUCGUGUACGCAGGGUGUCCUUGGAGCCAGAGCAUAAGGAAGAGACCCCAGCAGGGUCCCACCAGAGUUCCGAGGUCGUGGAACUGCCAGCGGCCAAGACAACGCGCCGCGGAAGAAAGCCAAGUGCUGAUAUAGAAGCGACCUCACCGGAGAAGAAACCAGCAUCUCGACGAGUCCUCAAGGCAUCAGCAAGUGUCGAUGAGGAACCGCAAGCGGCCAAUAAAACGGCAAUUCGUCGCGCUCGUAAAAACGAGGCUCAUGAGGACGAGGAAGUAAAACAGAUCGACAUGCAGAACUUGCCUACCGAAAUAGUUUUGGCGACCGUGGUCACAUCGGGUUGCCCAUUGAAGGCUGCCGAUGAAGAAGAGCUUACUCCACGCCGCCGAGAGGGCCGUAACCUGCCACGUAAAAACUACGAGGAGGCACCAGACGAUGAUAAGCCGCACUCAGGAUUGCGGCGGGCACGCAAGCCAGCGGCAAGCAAGGCCCUGGCCAACAAGGCGUCAGAGCCAGAUUCAGUUACAGCUACGCCCGUAACCAAACAAGCAUCCGUGAAAGCAGAAGCUACACCCGACAACACAGUUUCUCUUCCGGAGCCCACUACCUCGCAGCGACGCGAAGGACGAAACCUGCCGCGCAAGAACUACACGGAGGCGCCGGACGACGACAAGCCUACACCGGCUCGUAGUCGCCGUGUACGUAACCUGACUGCAAAGGCCCUGGAAUUAAUUGUGGACUCUUCGCCGCGUCCGGCGACUCCGAAAAGGCCGAAGGGCAAGCCAGUCGACGGUGAGGAGCCACCCGCAAAAAAGGCCACCCCAGAGAUUCCAUCGACAACAGAAACGCCCGGAACGGAGGAGGAGCCGUUGCCAGCAACUAAAGGGCGCGGUACUCGUCGAAAAGCCGACCACAGCGAUUUGGAGGAGCCGGAUGUCAAAACGGCCAAAAAGAACGUACGCGGCGCGGGACGUAAAACCAAAGUCGAGACGGAAACGGAGGAGCAACCACCCAUCAAGAAGCCGCGGGGCGGAUCACGUGCCAAAACACCUUCGGAGGAGGCUGUCGUUAUUCAGGAGCAGGAACCGGUGAAGAAGCUUGCCGCUCGCAGUCGGGCUAAAGGUGCCAAGGCAGUAGAGCCGGAGCAGGCCGCCGAGGAUUCCCAAGUCGAGGUCACCUCAGUCAAGUCGGCGGCGCCAGCUCGGGGUGGACGAGGCCGUAAGGUGCACUUCGAGGCGGCGCCGGAGACUGCUGCUAGUGAGAGUGCGCCAUCAUCACAGCGCGCAACUCGAUCACGACGAAAGUAAAAUCACAUCUAUUUAUUUAUAAGCUUGAAACUACUCUGUAUAAUUUUUUUAGUUAUUUUUUAAUCUGAACUACUUCAAUUUACGUUAACUUGUGUAAAAAAAAUGUUCAUUUAUGUAUCAAUUAAUGAAGGCAUGUUAAUUUUUAAUUUCUCUUGUUAAUCCCCUAUUUCGGUGGGAUAUCGUUGGGAUGGCUCCGCUCGCUCAGAAACAAAAACUAACCUUAAUAGAUUUAAGGCAUUAACAAAUAUUAAUACAUAUAUAUAUAUAUAGUUUAUAUCUUAAGACAUUAUCAAAACUCCCCAAAAAUAAUAAAGAUUCGUAAACCAA